GCCAUGAGUCAUCCGUUUGACGUUACCUAUAAAUGUCGCUCUCCCGCCAAGGCCUAGCUCGGCGUCAGAUCAGAACCAAAAAUUGAUUGUCUGGCACGCCGCCACAACUUCCUGCAUACAACACACAACCAUGACUGCGCCAUUGGCCACCCCCCAGCGUGUCGCCUGCACCUUGUUCUACAAAGCCCAUCCCGACCACCCCCCGGCAGGCGUCGUGCCCACCGAUGAUCUGAAAAACUACCCUCUCGAGCCUCCCACGCCGGGCCCCAACCCUCUCGACAACCUCUAUGGCGCUUACAUCUCCCAAAGCUGUCUUACCGACUUCUUCCUGACCCUGAGCAAUGCCUUGCCUGGCUUCCACGAAAACACCGUCGUCCAGAAAGCCCUCGACUCCGAGCGCUGGCCGCGCGUUAUGGAGAUUACCUUCGCUCUCCCUUCUCCCACGUCCCUGGAGGCUCUCCGCAAGGACGAGAUUGUCUCACGCUUUGAGCGUGAAUGGAGCGUCGAGGCCGUCUUUCAGCACGAGGGCGUAUACCGGCGACACAAGCGCCUUGCCGUCUUUGACAUGGAUUCGACUCUCAUUCAGCAAGAAGUCAUUGACGAGAUUGCCCGUCACAUUGGCGUUGAGGACGCUGUUUCUGCCAUCACGGCUGCUGCCAUGAAUGGGGAGCUUGAUUUCGAGGCUUCGCUCCGGAAACGCUGCGGUCUGCUUGCCGGUGUACCUGUCACCGUCUGGGAGAACAUCAGGAAGCUUAUCUCUCCUACGCCUGGAGCCGUGGAUCUAGUGCGCGCGUUGAAGAGAUUGGGUUACAAAACUGCGGUGUUAAGUGGUGGCUUUACUCCGGUCACAGGGUGGUUCGCCCAACAGUUGGGCCUUGACUAUGCUUUCGCCAACCAUCUUGUUGUCAGCGAAGACGGUCAGUCGUUGACGGGCGAGUUGACGGGAGAGAUUGUGCAUGCCGAGAGGAAGCGCCAGCACGUCCGUGAGAUUGCCGAGAAGGAGGGGAUACUGCUGGAGCAAGUUUUGGUCGUAGGUGAUGGCGCAAACGAUUUACCAAUGAUGGGCAUAGCCGGUCUUGGAGUAGCGUUCAAUGCGAAGGCAAGGGUUCAAAUGGAAGCCCCUGCACGUCUGAACCAGGAGAGCCUUCUUAAUGUGCUAUACUUGCUUGGUAUUACCAAGGCGGAGCAAGAUGAAUUGCUAAAACAAUAGUCUCCGGUUUUUCUUUAUAGGCUAUGAUGUAUCAGUAGAGUACAAGCAAUCGCUUAGUAGGUAGAUAGAAGAAAGUAAGAGUUAGAUUAGACCUUAAAACCC
Molecule: messenger RNA, 1312 nt
Organism: Aplosporella prunicola CBS 121167
Lineage: Eukaryota; Fungi; Ascomycota; Dothideomycetes; Botryosphaeriales; Aplosporellaceae
Exons: 1
Coding region: 131-1210 (359 amino acids)
Biological process (GO): dephosphorylation; L-serine biosynthetic process
Cellular component (GO): cytoplasm
Molecular function (GO): L-phosphoserine phosphatase activity; magnesium ion binding
Source: RefSeq, a predicted model, not a curated record